CUCAAGAUAUGGUGUAGCUACGGGAAACGUAAAUAGACACAUGUAGGCUAAUUAUAUGGAGAAUCUUACAGCCAUCUAAAUAUGAAUGGUCUACUUAAAUACGACCAGAGAUAAUAAAAAGGUGCAAAACCGCAACUGUUUGUUUAAGUUUGCUUCGUGAAAUUUGAGCAAGUGUGGACUUCAAUCACGUCAUUCAUAUCUUCAGUCCCUGUUUCAAGUUAACACCAGUGCCAAUUUAUAUAGUCAUAGCAAAUGCAAUUAAAUGAAAAUAACAGUUGUAACACCCGUCUCUAUGGCAAAAUUAACUGAUUUUAUCGCGCGAACACUUCUGAUUGCGAGUUAUAUGAUUUUUGUGCCGUGAUCAAACCCAAUUAAAUUUAUGUAUAAACAAUAGGCUAUAAUAGAGGCCAAUAUUAUGUUCUCUACUCUUAGCAGACCUUGUUGACCAUAUAGGCCUGUUAUAGGGAUGCUAAAGAGGUUCAUUGUUGCCAGUUCCCUUUGGGACUCGCACAGGCUACUAAACUUCUAUAAAGAAAAUACCGAUAGGCUAGAGAUAAAAUGCAUUGAUAAUGUUAUUGCUAUAGGCCUAUGCUUAUGCAGACUGGAUGUAGGCUAAUGAUCUUAGCGUAGCUAGGCCUACUUAGAUUAGGCUACCCAAGAAACGCCGAUGGUGUAGCACAUAGGCUAUUCUAGAACGCUAGGGGGAAGUUCAAGGAGGAUACGGUUAAGCUUUCUUCCUUGAGAAAAAUUGAACUCCGAGUCCGGGUAAAUAGAUGGACACAGAGGUCAACGGGUAAUGACAAGCAGAUUUUGGGCUGAGCUCAACGUUGCGCUCCGCCCCACAUUGAGCCCAGCCCCGAUCUGCAAGCUGCAGCCAGGGGGUACUUGACAGGUAGAUGAGGUGAUGAACAUUUCUAAGGAAUUCUUUUACCUUCCUGAGGAGAAGAAACUUCCUUUCAGCAGGGGCAGUUACAACAAUAACCCCAAUCAUGGUUGGGUCUCCCUAGAAAGAGAGAGGUUAAAUCCAGCGAGACCUGGUGAUCUAAAGGAAGCGUUCAACACCAGCUCACUACACCCUGAUAUAAAAUGGCCAUCUGAAGAUGUCCCUGGUUUUAGAGAUAAGCAAGUUUCCUUCUUCAUGCGGUGUAAAGAGCUUUCUCUCAGGGUUCUCAGACUGAUGGGUCUCAGUUUAGGCCUAGAUGCGGAUAUCUUUGUCAGUGCACACAAACAAAUUGGAACUGAUGAGAAUGGCUCCACUCUGCGGACCCUGUACUAUCCCCCGGUGGACAGUGGUCAUGUGAAGGAGGGCCAGUUGCGCUGUGGGGAGCACUCCGAUUACGGCAGCAUCACUUUCGUCUUCCAGAGCCCAGAGGGAGGACUGCAGGUUUUGUCACGGUCAGGACAGUACAUUUCAGCUCCAUUUAUCGCUGGGACAGUUUUACUAAAUGUUGCUGAUCUAAUGCAGAGGUGGACCAGUGAUGUUUUUAUUUCUGCGAUCCAUCGAGUGCUGCUACCCUCUCCUGGAGAUUCAACCACACGCCAGUCUUUGGCCUAUUUUGUGCAGCCUGAUGAUGAGGCCUUGAUUACUUGCUGUGAUGGCUUGAACAAGUAUCCCCCUGUAAAAUCAGGGUAUUACCUUACGGAAAGAUUUAAAGAAAGUUAUGGACGUAAGUCAGGCUCCAUGGAAUCCUAGAUCAUAAAAUGGUUGGAAACUUUAUAAUCAGAAUGAAUUCUAGCAGUAUUAUUUUGAAAAAAAUAAUAAGACCAAGAAUAAUUUAAAUGGGACCAAAUAUUGAUUUCUUCUUAAAGACUUGCUUUACUGUAGGGAUAUUUGUAGAUUAAUGUCAGAUUAUAAUUCUAAUGUCAUCAUUGUUUUUAUAGCAAUGUUUUAAUAUUGGAAGUUGUCUUUUCAAUUAAAGCAAUAAAAAAAAUCUCCUCUAUGUUUUUUCGUGAAGCAAAGUUAAACAUAUAAAUACCCCACGUCAUGUGGUAAGUAAACAGCACAAUGUGC
Molecule: messenger RNA, 2011 nt
Organism: Alosa sapidissima (American shad)
Lineage: Eukaryota; Metazoa; Chordata; Actinopteri; Clupeiformes; Clupeidae
Exons: 7
Coding region: 905-1693 (262 amino acids)
Molecular function (GO): dioxygenase activity
Source: RefSeq, a predicted model, not a curated record